AUGGACGUGAGGAAGGACCGACCUCAUCUGAAGCUCCACCAGACGCUUGAACCUCAUCCACAGAAGUCCUAUGCUCCAGACAUCAUUGGAUCUUGGAGUCUGAGAAACAGAGAACAACUGAGGAAGAGAAAAGCUGAGGCCCAGGGGAGGCAGACGUCACAAUGGCUCCUUGGAGAACAGAAAAAACGCAAGUGUCAGAGAACAGGAAAAGGACAUAAAAGAGGCCGAAAGAGACAAGGGAACAUGGAGCAAAAGGCAGAGCCUUGUUCACAAACAGAAAGGGAAAGGGUGCAAGCGGUUUUGGUGCCCGCUGAGGAGGAAACCGAGCACCCUGGGAACUCUGCACCGGAAGCCCUCCCCUUGGUACCAUCCCCUACAAAAGCUGUGCCUGCAGAGCAGUGUUCUGAAGUGCACCAAGAAAGCACUCAGUGUCAAGAAAGAGCAAUGCCAAACCAUUCUCAAACACACCUCUCUCCUACCAUGUGCCAAGGAAUAGCGAUACUUCAACAUUCUCCUAAAAUACACCAAGAUAUGGCCGAACCUGAGGCAUUCUCUCCUAACACGUGCCAGGAGACAGCUGUGCCCCAAACCUAUUCUCCCAACGCACUUGAAGAAAUGGCUGGACCUGAAGCACUCUCUCUGAAAAUGUGCCAGGAAACAACUGUGUCCCCAAACCAUUCUCCCAAAGUACCCCAAGAUGUAGCCAGACCUGAAGUCCUCUCUCCUAAAACACAUCAAGAGACGACUGUUCCAAAAGCCGUUCCCUGUAUACCACCUGGAGAUGCUGCUGGCCUGGAGGGAUGCUCCCCACAAGCCUUCCCCGAAUCAGAUGUCGCCGAAGGCUGUCCACUUGACACAACCCCCACGUCAGUCACACCAGAACAAACCACUUCCGACCCAGAUCUGGGAAUGGCUGUGACUGAAGGCUUCUUUUCUGAAACCCAAGAGUGCACUGUUUCUGAAGGCAUUUCUACAAAAACACACCGAGAAGCAGUUGAACCUGAAUUCAUUUCUCAUGAGACUUAUAAAGAAUUCACUGUGCCUAUAGUCUCUUCUCAGAAAACAAUCCAAGAAUCACCUGGGCCUGAAGAAUAUUCACCUGAAACAUUGGUUGCAAUACCUGGGCCUGAGAACUAUUCACUGGAAACCUGCCAUGAAAUGUCGGGGCCUGAAGACCUCUCUACCAAGCCCUGUAAGAUCAGGGAUGAGCCGAAAUGCAGCCUUCCAGAAGGAGCCCAGGAAGUGGGUGGGGCCCAGGGGCAGGGCCCUGAUGCACAGGACAGUGAGGACACCGGAGCUUUCUCUCAAGAUUGUACAGAAAUGGAGGAAGAAAACAAAGCAGAUCAAGAUCGGGAAGCUCCAGCAAGCCCACAGGGUCCUCAAGAAACCUGUCCGGAAGAUAGCAUUUACAGCUCUGCUCUAUUUUAA
Molecule: messenger RNA, 1428 nt
Organism: Mus pahari (shrew mouse)
Lineage: Eukaryota; Metazoa; Chordata; Mammalia; Rodentia; Muridae
Gene: Hemgn
Product: hemogen
Exons: 4
Coding region: 1-1428 (475 amino acids)
Biological process (GO): regulation of osteoblast differentiation; cell differentiation
Cellular component (GO): nucleoplasm
Source: RefSeq, a predicted model, not a curated record